Molecule: messenger RNA, 3420 nt
Organism: Marmota monax (woodchuck)
Lineage: Eukaryota; Metazoa; Chordata; Mammalia; Rodentia; Sciuridae
Gene: Lrrc75a
Product: leucine rich repeat containing 75A
Exons: 4
Coding region: 185-1213 (342 amino acids)
Source: RefSeq, a predicted model, not a curated record
AGGGAGGAGCGAGGGGAGCGCGGGCAGCCGCCCGCCCCCGCCCCCGCGCCGCCCGCACGCAACAGUUCCCCCAAAGUUGCAGUCCGGGAGGCGGGCGCGCUGGGGCAGCCGAGGGGCGGGCAGUCGGCUGGGGACGCGGCCUCGCGGCCCAGCGUGAACAGUCCCGGCUAACGGCGGCGGCGGCAUGGGCACCCGGCAGACCAAGGGCAGCCUGGCGGAGAGGGCCAGCCCCGGCGCGGCUCCCGGCCCCCGCCGGGAACGGCCCGACUUCUGGGCGUCGCUGCUGCUGCGCGCCGGGGACAAGGCGGGGCGCGGCGGCGCUGGGCUGCCCCCCUACCACCGGCGCGUCGGCAUGGUCCAGGAGCUGCUGCGGAUGGUGCGCCAGGGACGGCGGGAGGAGGCGGGGACGCUGCUGCAGCACCUGCGCCAGGAUCUGGGCAUGGAGUCAACCUCACUGGACGAUGUUCUGUAUCGCUAUGCCAGCUUCCGGAACCUGGUGGACCCCAUCACACAUGACCUUAUCAUCAGCCUCGCCCGCUACAUCCAUUGUCCCAAGCCGGAAGGAGACGCACUAGGUGCCAUGGAGAAGCUAUGCCGACAGCUGACCUAUCACCUCAGCCCCCACUCUGAGUGGAGGCGGCACCGAGGGAUGGUGAAGAGGAAGCCACAAGCCUGCCUCAAGGCUGUCCUGGCUGGGAAUCCUCCAGACAACACAGUGGACCUGUCUGGCAUCCCACUGACCUCCCGUGACCUGGAACGAGUGACCACCUACCUGCAGCGCUGUGGGGAGCAAGUAGACAGCGUGGAGCUGGGCUUCACGGGUCUCACAGAUGACAUGGUCCUGCAACUGCUGCCAGCACUCAGCACCCUGCCCCGCCUCACCACACUAGCCCUCAAUGGCAAUCGGCUGACCCGGGCUUUGCUGCGUGACCUUACUGACACCCUGAAGGACCCCAGCAAGUUCCCCAAUGUCACAUGGAUAGAUCUGGGCAACAAUGUGGACAUCUUCUCUUUGCCCCAGCCCUUCCUGCUCAGCCUGCGCAAGCGGUCUCCCAAACAGGGCCACCUACCCACCAUCCUGGAACUGGGUGAGGGGCCAGGCAGUGGGGAGGAGAUUCGGGAAGGGACAUUGGGCCAGGAGGACCCUGGAGGGGGCCCUGUGUCACCUGCCAAAGACCACCACGAGGGCAAAGAGGCUGUGACUCAGACUUGACAUGUGAUAAGCCUCACCAGGGAGUCUAUAGAGCAGGAUGGCUGAGGCAAGUUAGGGGCUCCUCCCAUCAGGAGGCUGGGGCUACAGCAGCACCCUAGUACCUGGGAAAGAGGGAUUCGUGCACUACUUCCCUUUGGUCCUUUCCAUCUCUCCUAUAAAUCCCAGCAUCUGCCUUCUGGCUCCCAAUAACUCACCCCUAGCUCAAGGGGCUCCAGGUACCCCACAGCUCAGUCCUUGGCUUCCUCAGAUUUGGGAAAAGCAUAGGUUUGGAGAUGAUGAAGCUUGAGCCAAUGUUACCAAGAGCUUUUCUCCAAACAGCAGACAGGCCCCUGCCAUCCCAGUUCUGUCCUACAUGGGGAAGCAAAUUCCACCCAGAUGUUAAGUCCAACUUAAUGAGGUUGGAGCCUAGUUCUUAGCUACGCUAAGCAUGGACUUAAGGAAGGUGCUCUUCUUGCUGGGUCUCAGGUUUGGAACUGACUUCCCACAUUUUAGCUUCCAGGUCCAGGGACCUGCUCCUAAAACCAGCUCUCACCACACCUUAAAAUAUUUAGAGCAUCCUGUGGUGACAAGUGCCUAUGCACACAGGCAUGCAUGGGAAAACCCAUCAGAAAUCUUGAUCCUUAGCCAGCAUUGUUAUUCACAGGCUGAGGACAGCUCAAACUUGUAUGCAAAGGAUGUUUGCUCAAUAGCAGAGCACUUGCCUACCACUUGAAACUCUGGCUUCAACCCCCUAACUUAUGAGGGCAUUCCUAAAAAUCCCAUGACCAGUGAGCCUAUGGCGGUUAUUAAGGAGAAAACUGGAAACCAAGAGCCUAACUCACCUGGUCCACUGCCCCCAUACUCAACUUUUAAUCCCAAGUAACCCCUAGACCCAUGCCCAGAGACUGGGAGCAAAUGAAUUCUCAAGACCAGAUACAAUCACAAUACUGAGGCAAGCAAGUAUAGGGAAGCAAAGCCUCACAAGAUCAGCACUAGCUAGCUACAAGUGACCCCUGGCCUCCUGGCAAAUAGAAAAGAUCAUACCCAGGAAGGAAAUAGACUAUGGGCAGCAGGGAUUGGUUGGAAUCAAGUAUGAAUGCCUUAAACGCUUUUGGAAAUUUUUCCCUGUUAAGUCUACAGUUGUUAAAAGGAAAACAGCUUAGACUGACCAGAAGUUUACAAGAUGAGUGCUAAUACCUGACAAAAGUAAAAUUGAACUUGUUUUUCAAAUAUGCAUAUUCAAGAAUCACCAAAGACCAUUGUUUAUUAUGGUAUUAGACAUUAUAUUCAAGAGAAACAAUUUUUGGCUUAAAGAUCUCAGCCUUCCAAUAUAAGGGCAACCAAUGUGUACACAUAAAAUGAUUAAAAGGUAUAGAAAUUCCUGUUGGGUGGGGUAACGACACCAAUCGGGCCUGUUGAAUGAUCUCUUGUGAACAGCCUGAUACACAAGGUGACCACGUUUCCAAAUGUUGAAGCUGUUUAGAUUUUCAGAAUCCAAAUCAAUGGUAGUUACUGAUCCCCGGAAUUGAUCAUCCUCUGGGAGAUACAGCCUGCAAAGAAACUAAAUUUCAAUCUUACUUUCUACUCCAAUUAACAGCAGUCAUUCACAAGAGCAAUGAUAUCUUCAGAAAACCGUAGGUUCACCACUACCAAUCUGCCGGUAAUUCCAGCUAUUUUAGGUGAUUUCAUCAUUUGAUAUCCUUUUAAGUUACUUAAAACAACUAGCCACUUUAUCAUUCUACUAAUAAGGUAAUUUUUGUGUAGAUCAAGGCUUACCUCCUCCAGGGCUUAGGUGCUGCCACCAGGUCUAUAACCUGCACUUCAGGGCUCCAUUCCAAAAUCCUGAGAAUGGAUAAAGCAAAGCACCUAAAGACCACAGAAGCAGGAGAGGCAUUUCUUUUAGCCUGAGUAGCAACUUAAUUUAAAAAAAAAAAAAAAAGCCCUUUAAGACCUUACAGAAGAGAUUUUUUUUUUUGGUAAAAUUACUGAAUUACAUAAGUCCUAAUUAGCUUGUCUGGAAGCUGUAACUCUACUCAGUCACAUUUCAAACCUCACAUACCUAAGAUUAUGGUUCCUUCUGACAAAUAAGGAAAACUAUACCUCAGAACAGAUAGGUAAAUUGGUUCAAGAUUAUUAAAUCACCAAGAGGUAAACUGAGAACCCCUCUACGGCUAUGCAUGCCACUCAGGAUUUCCAGAAUAUCAUCAAUAAAGGUCACUAUACUCUCU